UUGGCUCCCGCAGCACUGCUAAGAGUUCCAUUUGCCUUAUUUCAAAAGAAUUUAGGGUGCGGCUCAAUUAUUAUUCAACUCGCUGGUAAUAGAAAACAACAGUCAGCCAUUUUCCCCGACUCUAAAAAAGAAACCAUGAAGAAAAAGCAGGAGGCAUCCAAAGCGUCAAGAAAGCCCAAAACACCCAGAGCACACAAAGCACACAAAACACCCAAAGCACCCAAUGAACCCAGUGCACCCAGUGAACCUAGUGAACCCAAUGAAUCCAAAGAACCCAGUGAACUCAGUGAACUCAGUGCACCCAUUGCACCAACCAGUCGUGAGGAUGUCCCAAUGAGGCUUAUUUGGAUUUCAAUGGCUGCCUGCUUAAUUAGUGUACAAUAUGGAUACAAUAUGUGGUUACUCUACACCCCUUUUGUGCUCCUACAUGACUUGUUCAACAUAACAACCUUUGAAGAGAUGGAAGAUCCAGGUUCUCAGAUGUAUAUUGUGGCUAUCACCAUUGCUUUAUUUCCACUUGGAGCCAUUUUUGGGACCAUUCCUAUUGGUUUUCUGGCCAAUAGAUUUGGCAGGAGAGGAGCUAUGAAGAUAACGACCUUUUUGAGUCUGAUCCCUCCUGUCCUAUUGGCUGUUGGUGAUACCGUAGAUAUCCAUGAAUUCACAAUUGCUGUACGUUUCUACACUGGGAUAUGCACAGGACUAAUCUCCGUUGUUGUUCCUCUGUAUCUUGGAGAGAUCGCCCCUGGAAGCGCGAGGGCAGCUAUCGUCAUGAUGCCCCAGCUAUUUUAUGCUUUGGGCAUCUUUGCGGGUCAGCUAAUUGUUUUUGAAGAAUUAUUUAAGAUGCGAGAAGGUUACGUGAUUGUGAUGGGCAUUUCUGGGGUCAUGCCAAUUUUUCAGAUCAUACUACUACCCUUCUUUCCUGAAAGUCCGAGGUAUCUGCUCAUUCAGAGGAAGAACGCAGAGAGUGCAAGGGAAGAACUGAAGGUUCUGAGAGGCAAGGAUGAUGUGGAGAAUGAAAUAGACGAACUCCGUCAGGAGGACCUCUUUGAGAAAGCAGAAAAGAACAUGACUGCUGUUAAACUGCUGUCAUCCCCAAACCUGAGAUUUCAGGUCAUCACCACAGUUCUCUUGACAAGUGGUGCACAGCUUGAUGGCAUUGGUGCGGUGUACUAUUAUGUAGAUUUAAUCUGGAUGUCUGUGGGGGUGCAAGAAAAAAUGCUCCGGUACCUUCGUAUGGUAUUAAUUGCUGCUGGCUCAAUCGCACUCUUGAUCACGAUGUAUCUCGCUGAUUCUAAGGGACAUAGGUAUCUGCUUCUGAUUGGCUUUGCGAUGUGCAGCAUCGUCUGUGUUCUGUUAACCUUGGCCCUGGAACUGGAGGACACCAUCGACGAGAUGGCGUAUGUCAGCCUAUUUUUAGUGCAAGUAUUUGUCAUAGCACACUCCAUUGGACCAGGUCCACUUCCAAAUGUAAUUGUGGUGGCAAUGUUCCUUCAGUCGUCACGGGCCUCAGCCUUUGUGAUUGCGGGAUUUGUGCAGUGGUUCACACACUUUCUUAUGAUGAUGGUGUUCCUUCAGAUUGUGGUAAAAAUCGGGACCUACAGCUUCCUUAUGUUCUUGCCUUUCUGUGGAGGCCUGUUUUUUUUCCUCUUCAAGAAUUUCCCAGAAACCAAGAAUAGGACCUUUGUGGAUAUUAGAAGAAUCAUAGCAGUCCAGAAGCUUAGGAAGUCCAACCUUAUGAAACUGACAGAAAAGUAGAAACUUGGGAAGCACCCCAAGCAUUUUAUUUAUUAAAUUGUGUUUAAUAAUGA
This is a messenger RNA of Podarcis raffonei (Aeolian wall lizard), 1808 nucleotides long. RefSeq names its product solute carrier family 2, facilitated glucose transporter member 5-like. Gene Ontology annotation, cellular component: membrane. Gene Ontology annotation, molecular function: hexose transmembrane transporter activity. The transcript has 13 exons. Gene Ontology annotation, biological process: monosaccharide transmembrane transport. Lineage: Eukaryota; Metazoa; Chordata; Lepidosauria; Squamata; Lacertidae. The coding region runs from base 136 to 1755 and encodes 539 amino acids. The record is from RefSeq and is a predicted model, not a curated record.